AAAAAGAAAAAGAAAAAAGGCAUUCACGACCACGACGGCGAGGAGGAAGAGAAGGAUAUGACGACGGAGAACAGCUACACUGCGCAUGUGGAAUAUUGGCGUCAAGCGGAGGAAUCCGAAGGAUUCGAUAUAGAGAAUAUUUCACUACCAUCAUCUAUGGAUGGAAUUAUGAUCACUGCUGGACUGCUUGCCUGCGACUGUAAAGGAUGGUAUCCUCGUCUUUUGACGAAGCUUUAUGCUAAGUUGGGGCUUCAUCGUUACAAUCUGUUGGAGGGAACUAACUUCCAGUUCGAUUCCCUAGUAAAAUUCAACAUGUUACAGAACUGUCUGUCCUCUUACUACAUGACUCUGCUUGCACACGAUUCAGUUGCUUGCCCAUUGGGUAAAACCUUUCAGGUUCGCGUUGAUGAAGGAAAAUUUGGCAGUUUGGAUUUAGCGUGCUCCGUUGCUAGACCUAAAGGCGAAGAGACCACCAAGAUGCCCUUCAUACCUCACUUUCAUGGUGGCGCAUCCGCUGCUGGUAUCUUCAAAGGAGAAUUGCCUGAUUGGCCCUCCGAUGAUGCUUUGAAAGACCAAAAACGAUUUUACUUUGAAUCAGAGUGGCAAGCCAAUGAUUGGAUUUCUGUGUAUUUGGAACUUGUCAUUUAUGUAAAUGAUAGGCUCAUCUCUGAAAUGCAUCGGAUGACAGAAGUUCUGUCCCAGUUGGAGAUUGUGAAAGUCGCGAUAGAAACUGCUACUGGAGAUGUGGAGCCGCCGAAUGAGAGACUCAAAGCCAAAAGUGCAAAUGUCUACAUAGUGUUUAAAGGCUUGGCAGAGCCCCGAGCCUUUCGCCGGGUUUUUGAGAUUGGUGUGGAUAUUGAACGCAAAGCUAUAGUUAGAAGAGUCAUAGAUGAGCAUACAGGAUACCUGAGUCUCGUUGGUAAGCUUUGUGGUGGUCAAUCUACCAAAAAGCGGAGUAGAAGCCCAUAGUUGUGAAAAGCGAGGGAGCUUUAGUUAGGCUAGGCUGUGCGCAGUUUAGCUGGGUUUUUUUUUUAAGUGUGUACUGUCUUUUGUUUUUGUUUUUAAAUACAAUAAGGUGAUCUAAUAGCACACGUAUUAAUUAGGAGGAUCAGUUGGCUUUC
Camelina sativa (false flax) is the source of this 1121-nucleotide messenger RNA. Its product is annotated as UPF0725 protein At1g23970. The record is from RefSeq and is a predicted model, not a curated record. Lineage: Eukaryota; Viridiplantae; Streptophyta; Magnoliopsida; Brassicales; Brassicaceae.